Nymphaea colorata (pocket water lily) is the source of this 534-nucleotide messenger RNA. RefSeq names its product protein FLOWERING LOCUS T-like. The record is from RefSeq and is a predicted model, not a curated record. The transcript has 4 exons. The coding region runs from base 10 to 534 and encodes 174 amino acids. NCBI's taxonomy places the organism in Eukaryota, Viridiplantae, Streptophyta, Magnoliopsida, Nymphaeales, Nymphaeaceae.
GGGAAGAAAAUGCGGAGAGAGAGAGACCCACUUGUUGUUGGUAGAGUUGUAGGUGAUGUCUUAGAUCCAUUCAAUAGGUCUAUAGCUCUAAGAGUUUCAUAUAAAUCGAGGGAAGUGACCAACGGUUGUGAUUUCAGGCCUUCGGUUGUGGUUAACCAGCCAAGGGUUGCCAUUGGAGGGGAUGACCUGAGGGUCUUCUACACACUGAUCAUGGUUGAUCCUGAUGCGCCAAGUCCUAGCGACCCCACUCUCAGAGAAUAUUUGCACUGGAUGGUAACCGACAUUCCAGCAACCACUGGCACAGCGUUUGGCCAAGAGAUUGUCUGCUACGAGCAACCGAGGCCGACGGUCGGGAUCCACCGCUUCAUCUUCGUGUUGUUCCAGCAGCUAGGCCGCCAGACGGUGUUCGCGCCUUGCUGGCGCCAGAACUUCCGCACGAGGGCUUUCGCCGAGCAGUACAACCUGGGCUUGCCCGUGGCUGCUGUUUACUUCAACUGCCAGCGGGAGUCAGGUUGUGGGGGAAGAAGAUGGUGA